This is a messenger RNA of Ichthyophthirius multifiliis, 348 nucleotides long. Its product is annotated as WD40 repeat protein. The record is from RefSeq and is a predicted model, not a curated record. The transcript has 2 exons. Gene Ontology annotation, molecular function: protein binding. NCBI's taxonomy places the organism in Eukaryota, Ciliophora, Oligohymenophorea, Hymenostomatida. Gene Ontology annotation, biological process: cilium assembly.
AUGUAAUAAUCACUUCUUUAACUCCACUAUGCCAUUGGUUUUAGUGGUAAAAUGUCUCGUAGUGUCCAUUUUCAUCCUAACUCAAAAGAAUAUAUUUGUAUAUCCGGAAAUUAACUAAUAAUCACGAACUUAAACCCCACAUCAACCCCUUAACACUUUUUAAAAGGCCACGAUAACCAAAUUACCUGCGUUACCAUAUCAAAUAAUGGCAAAUACAUAGCUUCAGGUUAACAAGGUGAUAAUUCUGAUGUCAUAAUAUGGGAUUAUGAUCAAAAAAGGAUAAAAUAUAGGCUAAGUGAACAUGAUUAUGAGGGAAGAUAUGUUGUUUGCUGGAACUUCUUCGGGUGA